Messenger RNA from Nerophis lumbriciformis (worm pipefish), 1998 nucleotides. RefSeq names its product muscle segment homeobox 2b (gene msx2b). Gene Ontology annotation, molecular function: RNA polymerase II transcription regulatory region sequence-specific DNA binding; DNA-binding transcription factor activity, RNA polymerase II-specific. Lineage: Eukaryota; Metazoa; Chordata; Actinopteri; Syngnathiformes; Syngnathidae. Gene Ontology annotation, cellular component: nucleus. The record is from RefSeq and is a predicted model, not a curated record. Gene Ontology annotation, biological process: embryonic morphogenesis; regulation of transcription by RNA polymerase II.
CCUGGUGAACGGGGAUUGGCUGAAAGUCGGGUAUUUGUGUCACGUGACGUGUAUACAAACGCGACAUGACAGCCUCAACACAACACACAUCACGCAGCGGAGACGCGACAUAACACACCUGUGCUGCUCCACGCCUUUUCCCCCCACCCGCUGGAGUCUUACCAGCCUUUGGCGAUGUCUUCCCUGGAGACUACGAAGGAUGUGUGCUCCAGUUCCUCCGAGGAGGAGAGAGGCUCCUCUCCGGUGGCGCAGCGGCAUCGUCAUCCGUUCAGCGUGGAGGCGAUCAUGUCCGGGAGGAAGACGGUGGUCCGCCGCGGCGGAGAGGUCGGCUCGGUGGUGGUGUCACCCUCGGGCUUUAGUUCGCUUUACGGUCGGAAGAGCUUCCCGACUGCGCCGUCAUCGCCGGUCAAUUCUGAAACAUCCGAGACGGAAGAGUGGGUCAUCGGCGGCGUGCUCUCCUCUAAGCCCUGUCAUGUCAGUCCUGCCUGCCAGUUGAGGAAACACAAGACCAACCGCAAACCCCGCACUCCCUUCACCACGUCCCAGCUCCUGGCGCUGGAGAGAAAGUUCCGUCAGAAGCAGUACCUGUCCAUCGCCGAGCGGGCCGAGUUCUCCUCCUCCCUGACUCUCACGGAGACCCAGGUGAAGAUCUGGUUCCAGAACCGCCGAGCGAAAGCCAAGAGGCUCCAGGAGGCCGAGAUGGAGAAACUGAAGAUGGCCGCUGACGCUAAGACCGCGGCGGUGGCGGCCGCCAGAUCACUCGUGCAGCCGGGUUUUCAGCUGCCGCUGACACUUGGCGCUAUGUACGGACAGUCCUUCGCUGCAUACCACCACAGACCCAUGUUGCCUUUUGCACCCUUAGGACUAUACGCUACUCCUCUGGGCUUCGGCAUGUACCACUUGUCAUAGAAACUGGAAUCUCACUGACUUUGGGUCUCGAUGCUUCUAUGAAGAUGCCCAAAAGAGACAUUAUGGAGGAUGGGCUGACUUUAAAAAGAUGUUUAUAGUUGCACAAGAGGAUGUUUCUAUGCUCUCAUGGUGAAGAUUUUAAAACUAUUAUCUUUAUAUUCUUAUGUUAACUUCUGCAAUAAAGCAGCUGUGCACUUGACGGCCAAAAGUGCCUUAAUGUCCGUAAGGGCCUCUUUCAGCUCAAAUGAAAAAUAUAGUUCCUCCUCAGGUACUCAGAUAACAAUACUGCACAAAAACUCAUAAUAAAGAACACAGAAAUUGUAUUCAAAUACAAUAAAAACUUCUCCCAUGCUUAAAUGACCCUAAUUUUGGGAAUCCUUGAUAUAAAAAGUGUGUUUCAUGACACAUUAACAGAUGGUACUUUUCCCUUGAAAAAAGUAUAUAUAAUGACAUGUAGUCUUAUAUUAUUGGCCUUAAAAUGUUUACAUGCAAACUAAAAGGUGAGUUUCCCCCAACCAAUCAGAGCUUUUCUCCCAGUCACUCACACAACAGAGAGAUGCAGGCAGGGGCGCCGCUAGGGAUUUUGGGCCCCAUGAAAAUAAUCUUUACAGGGCCCCCAACACAGUGUCAUUAUUUUUUCUGUAUUAUCAUCAUUAGGGGCCUCUCUGGGCCCCCCUCCAUCAUGGGCCCCUAGAAUCCGUCUCCUUUACCCCCCUUUUCGGCGCCCCUGGAUGCAGGGACCGGCUGGGAAAAAGGUAUCCGUCAAUCUGUUGUCUUUUAAAAAGAGGGGGUCGUCAAAUAUUCAGGUCAGUUUGUAUACAUGCUGUUCUAAUCAUGAUUCAACCCUAUAUAUGACUUUUACAUUAUGCCCAUAACCUAUUUAUUCUUCUCUCAAAUACGACUGUGGGGAUGUACCUGUGCCUUUCCAUGAUAUAUUUAUGAGUGUGAAAAUACGGUGAAACGGUCCAAAGAUAUGGUUCUUGAGCGUCCCUUUGUUAGGCAGCACAUUGAACUAUGCAGUUUAUACUGUAUGUUUAUAUAUCUAUAUGUCAUUGUUCCUCAAAUGGAUGAAAUAAAAGCCUUACAGAC